Frankliniella occidentalis (western flower thrips) is the source of this 1777-nucleotide messenger RNA. RefSeq names its product mitochondrial-processing peptidase subunit beta (gene UQCR-C1). The transcript is spliced from 8 exons. The record is from RefSeq and is a predicted model, not a curated record. NCBI's taxonomy places the organism in Eukaryota, Metazoa, Arthropoda, Insecta, Thysanoptera, Thripidae. Gene Ontology annotation, cellular component: mitochondrion. Gene Ontology annotation, molecular function: metalloendopeptidase activity; metal ion binding. The coding region runs from base 79 to 1503 and encodes 474 amino acids.
UUUUUACACUCUUCUGCUUCUUCAACCUCGUCGUCCUCCCGCUGCUGCCCUUUCUAUCGGUGGCAAAUUGUUACAGAAAUGGCGUUUCAACUUGUGCGACUAAGUUCGGGCACUUUGAGGAGGUUGUCCAAAAAUGCAAACCAGGCUCCCUUGAGAUGGCGCUCAACUGCUGCGAAUCCUCUCAUCCGAGAUGUGAAUGUUCCUCCAACAUGCAUCACAGCUCUAAACUCAGGUCUGAGAGUUGCCACAGAAGAUACUGGUGCUCCCACUGCCACUGUUGGUCUGUGGAUAGACGCAGGAUCCAGAUAUGAAUCAGAACAAACCAAUGGUGUCGCCCAUUUCUUGGAACACAUGGCAUUCAAAGGCACUAGCAAACGAUCACAGACAGACCUCGAGCUUGAAGUAGAAAAUAUGGGAGCACACCUAAAUGCCUACACAUCUCGGGAGCAGACAGUAUUUUAUGCCAAAUGCCUGAAGCAAGAUGUCCCAAAAGCAGUGGAAAUCCUCUCUGACAUCAUCACAAAUUCGACAUUAGGUUCUAAUGAAAUUGAACGUGAGCGCAGCGUGAUUUUGCGUGAAAUGCAGGAGGUGGAAACUAAUUUACAGGAAGUGGCUUUUGACUACCUUCAUGCCACUGCAUACCAAGGAACUCCUCUUGGGCGUACGAUCUUGGGGCCCACUGAAAACAUUAAGAGCAUUUCCCGAGAUGAUCUUCAAGAUUACAUUAAGACCCAUUACAAAGCACCCAGGGUGGUUUUGGCUGGAGCUGGUGGUGUUGACCAUAAUGAAUUAGUCAAGUUGGCAGAGACACAUUUCAAGAAACUUGACACCAUCGAUGGCCCAGUUCCUGAUGUGUCUCCAUGCAGAUACACUGGUUCAGAGGUUCGCUUGCGUGAUGAUUCCAUUCCUUUGGCACACAUUGCCAUUGCUGUUGAAGGUUGUGGUUGGACUGAUCCUGACAACAUCCCCCUCAUGGUUGCAAACACACUCUUAGGAGCGUGGGAUCGCUCACAGGGUGGUGGUGCCAAUAAUGCAUCUGGCUUAGCUGCCAUUGUUGCUGAGGAUAAUUGUGCCCAUUCUUUCCAAUCAUUCAAUACCUGCUACAAAGACACGGGCCUUUGGGGAGUCUACUUUGUUUCAGAUGGAAUGACAAUUGAGAAUAUGGUCUGGAACAUUCAGGAGGCAUGGAAAAAGAUGUGCACUUCUUUGACAGAACGAGAUGUUAUUAGGGCACGCAAUCUGCUGAAGACCAAUAUGCUGCUCCAGCUUGAUGGCACAACACCAAUCUGUGAGGAUAUUGGCCGCCAAAUGCUAUGCUACAAUAGGCGAAUUCCUAUCAACGAACUAGAACAGCGUAUUGAUAGUGUUACUGCCAAAGACAUCAUGAAUGUGUGCAUGAAGUACAUUUAUGACAAGUGCCCAGUUGUGGCUGCUGUUGGCCCAGUGGAACAGUUGCCUGACUACAACAACAUCCGUUCUGGCAUGUACUGGAUAAGGUUGUGAGCUGGCCGAUGUAUAAAAUUAGAAGGCCUCUCCUUUUAAUAACUUCAUCAGCAAUUCUAUCUCAAAUGUUAGAACUCACCAUUGAGUUGCUAAAUCUUUUACGUCAAGAAUUAUGUAGGAACUAUUUUAAUUCAUUCUGUUGCUGUUCUUUAUUCAGAGACUAGCUGUGGCACUUUGUUUUACACACUAAUGGAUCAUCUUUAUUUGAAAUUGUAAAUAAAAUCAAAUUCAGGAAAUAAAAUGUGUUAUUGGCUUUGGGGUCCUGACUCCAAUA